AUGUGCCACUUUAAAUUUGCUAAAGUGAUGAUGGUCCUCUCCAACCUGCUAAUUUUGUCGGGUGGCCUGACCUUACUGGCCAUGGGAAUCUGGGCAAGUGUAGACGGGACAUCCUAUCUUAAGAUCCUGGCACCAUUCUCCAGCCAAGGCAUGCAGCAUGUCAAUGUGCGUUAUUUCUGCAUUGCAAUUGGGACCUUACUGGUACUGCUGGGAUUAUUGGGCUCCUUUGGACUGCAUAAGGAGAGUAAAUGCCUUCUGCUCACAUUCUUCUGCAUCAUCUUCAUCAUUUUUAUUGCUGAAGUAGCAGCUGCAGUCGUGACUCUGGCUUAUUCAUCAUUUGCCGGAGGGAUCCUCAGAGAAUGGGCUAUUUCUGCUUUACAAAGGCAUUACUGUAGUAUGAUCACUACAUUUUGGAACACCACCAUGACAGAGGGAUGUUUUGAAUAUAUCUUGAAGACCCUUAAAGAGCAUGCAAACAUUGUGGGAGGAAUUGCAGGAGGUAUCUGUAUACUGGAGAUGUCUGCAUUGAUAUCGUCAAUGUACUUAUACUGUUGCAUGGACAAUAGAGGAAGCUGA
Molecule: messenger RNA, 576 nt
Organism: Nerophis lumbriciformis (worm pipefish)
Lineage: Eukaryota; Metazoa; Chordata; Actinopteri; Syngnathiformes; Syngnathidae
Source: RefSeq, a predicted model, not a curated record